AUGGAGAAGCGAUCUUUGGAUGUGCCUGCUGCUAGCACCAAGGUUGAGGAAGAAGUAGGCCGAAUCGAGGUCAGAGAGGCGACCGCGACAGUAGACCCGACCAUCUUGCGGCGCCUGAAGAGGAAAACCGACCUCAUCAUUAUCCCCACGCUGGCUAUCACAUACUUAUUCAAUUCUCUGGACCGGAGCAAUGUUUCCAAUGCACACACGGCUGGCCUGGUCCAGGAUCUCAACAUGUCGGGGAAUCAAUUCAGUCUCGCUCUGACAUACUAUUUCAUCCCGUUCUGUAUUUGUGGGCCGCCAGCUGGCAUGUUGAGCAAGCAGUUCUCUGCCAAAUACUCCAUUCCAGUGAUGAUGGUUGGCUUUGGUGCUGCAUCUCUCGCCACCUCCUUCGUGACCAAUUUUGGCCAGUUGGUUGCGUGUCGGUGUUUAGUGGGAGUUUUCGAGGCCGGCUUUCUGACGGCUGUUGUCUACUAUUUGUCCAUAUGGUACACACGCACCGAAAUCGCAUCACGGAUCGGUGUCUUCUACGCAGCACUCGUCGCCUCAUCUGCGUUUGGCGGACUCAUCUCGUACGGCACCUUUCAAAUGAAAACCCAUCACUACCAAUGGUUCUACCUGUUCAUCAUCGAGGGUUCUUUGACGAUGUUGGUCGCCCUGGUGACAUUUUUCAUCAUCCCCAAGAACAUCCGCAGCUGUCGAUUCCUGACGGACGCCGAGAAAAAUGUCGCUGAGGCUCGCAUUCUCGCCGAGUCAGCCGAGGGCCUGGAGAACCAUUUCAGCUGGAAGGAGGCGCUACGUGAGUGGAAAACGCCUCACCCAUACGUCCGAAUCAUUGUCGCGAUCACGUAUUCGACCUUGUUGACGUCGAACAACAACUUUCUUGCGAUCAUCGUUGGACGCCUUGGAUAUGAUACUGUCAAAACCAAUCUGUAUACUGUGGCGCCAGCUCUAGUCGCAGCAGUGUUCCUGGUUGCCGCGACUUUCUCCUCGGAUCAUUUUCGGGAACGUGGAAUCCACAUGGUGGUUUCUCUCGCAAUCAGUGUCGUCGGAUAUAUUCUCCUUAUCACUGUGGAUCUGGACAACAUCGGUCUCACUUACUUUGCGAUCUUUAUGACCACCGUUGGUGCGUACCCAAUGUCACCAAUAAACAAUGCAUGGAUCGUGUCCAACAUCCCAAACCUCAACGCGCGAGCCUUCACAAGCGCCAUGCUAAUCUCUAUCGCCAACACCGCGGGUCUCAUCUCCAGCAACAUUCUCAUCGCUGAAGAGGCGCCGCGCUACGUCACUUCCUGCUGGGUGAAUCUGGGUGCCGCGAUCCUAUGUUUAGUCACUUGUGCCGCAUAUUCGGCCUGGAUGAGAUGGGAAAAUCGCCGAAGAGAUCGUUUGCAGGGGGUUUCUGGCAUGGAGUACAUCACAAGGGGUGUCACAGGGACGACGGAUCCUAGAUUUCGGUUUUGUCCUUGA
Messenger RNA from Exophiala aquamarina CBS 119918, 1467 nucleotides. RefSeq lists its product as uncharacterized. NCBI's taxonomy places the organism in Eukaryota, Fungi, Ascomycota, Eurotiomycetes, Chaetothyriales, Herpotrichiellaceae. The transcript has 5 exons. The coding region runs from base 1 to 1467 and encodes 488 amino acids. Gene Ontology annotation, biological process: transmembrane transport. Gene Ontology annotation, molecular function: transmembrane transporter activity. Gene Ontology annotation, cellular component: membrane. The record is from RefSeq and is a predicted model, not a curated record.